UUCGAUAGCGGUUGCGUUUAGCGCCCGCCACGCCAUCGUUUGGCUCUGCCGUCAACCCUGUGAGUGCAUUGAACCCGCCAAGGGAGGCCGCGCUUUGCGGUUUUUUGCGGCGCGCAUGUUUCAUGUUGACUCGGUGAAAAAUGCUAUGACCCUAGCUGCGUCAUGUCCACGGCACCUCGCUUAAGCUGCCUCAUCGUCUUGAGCGGCUCUAAGGACGGAAACUCGGCCCCUUCGUUUAUACAGACGUUCACGCUACUGCACAGCACAUUCACGGUCCAAAUAGCCACGCCAGGGGGGCGUCCCUUGGAGUUCGUCAACCAGGAUGAACAAAGCCGACGUUGGCUGAAUGACUUUCGUAUGAAAGUCUUUGCGAUCCCCAUUGGACUUCACACUGUGGACCCCAACCGGUACUCGUGCCUGAUUCUGCCCCACAGUCCAGGAGCGGUCCAUGACCUCUGGGAGAAUAAAGACCUUGGUCAGAUCCUCAGGCACUUUAUACAAGAGAAAAAACCAAUCUGUGCCAUUGGCAUGGGAGUUGCCGGUCUGUUCUCUGCCAUGGAGGACUCCGACGUCUGGAGCUUCCGUCGGUGCACCUUGACAGCCGUUUCUGUGUUUGAGCUUGCCCGCAGCCCUGACUUUGCCAACCUUCCUGUGAUCCCCGAGGACGUCAUCAAGGAUCGAGGAGCGCUGUACAGCUCGAGUGACCCCGACGAAGUUCACGUGGUGGUGGACCGGCACCUGGUGACGGGCCAGAACGAGCAGUCCACCCUGACCGCAGUGCAGAACCUGGUGCUGCUGUGCAAUCAGAAGCAGGCAGCCACACGCAAGGAGCGGCAUCAGUGAUGUCCUCCCUCCUUGUUGUGCCCACUGCACCUCUACCGUUCUCUCUAUGCCGUGCUUCUGAAAAGUCGUUCUUAUCGCGUGAUUUAUGUACAGUUGCCCAGCAAUUGAGUGAAUGUGAUUGUCUGGUGAGGUUGUCCAUACAGUGAUUGUGUAGUGAGUCGGGGCAAAGACCAGGAACCAUUUUUUAAAAAUCGAUGGCGUAUCUUUUGCUGGGCAUAGCUGGGUGUAAGCUUUGAGUCGAGGUAAAUGGAUGGCACACUAUAGACCCACGUUUCUUCACAUACUCACAUCAGGCCCAUUCUCAUUGCAGAAGUAAUUGCUUGCAUACGGGUGUGAAAACUUGAUUGCAAACGCCUUGAUGUCACUGCGUCAAAGAAGGGAAAACGGCAGGUAGGUUGGAUUACAGGCGUACUUGCCGAGUGUGGAGGUUGCCGGUACUUUGUUUGCUUUGUCUUUUCUCUCUUUCUUAUUGGUACUGUAAGCAGUAUUACAUACUAAAGAUGGACAAAAGUGUUAGGAUGCGCGAGUGAUGACAUCAGUUGCGGGUGGUUGCCAUUGUGGACAUGCUUGUGCUCUAGAGAACUCUAUGCAGUGCAAAACGAUAGGUAGGAAUCACGUCAGCCAAUCAGUAAUGAGAGCCAGUUCGUUCUAAGAAGGAAGGAGGGCUCACCUAUUGUGCGCUACAAAUCUUUUUGAUGAAGCUUCCGCUCAGUCGCUGUUGUGCAGGACAUGAAAGGCACAAAAACAAAUAGGCCCUUCUUCUAGCUCUGUAUUAUAGUUGACUGACGUGCACUUUUACUGCAUUGAGUUUACAGGGUGAUGUGUGUGGUCCUAGGAACUUUUGUUCACUGCAGUACGCUGAGAGCGGUGUGUCCAAAUAGCUGCAUGCAGUUACCAUACAGCAAUUUUAUCCUUGCUUUUAAUCACUGCCCACUUUUCUUCAAGUCUGGCCAACCGUUAGACGGUGCUUUGCUUGUGUUGAUUAAGCACGGAAGCUUCGUUUCUCCUGUGGUCUGUUCUUCCUGUCCAGUAACAGUAUGCUGCUCAGUCAUUCUCUCUUUUAAUUUUCCCAUGUUUUGUAGACCCUGUAGUCUCGUCUCUGUGCUCCCCAUUGUUUGUACAUGCAAAGUGCACUAAUAUAUUUUUUUACAACCCUACCCCUUCCCACGAGCGUGCUGAAUUGUUCACGUGCAGGAAUAACUCGGUUGCAGUUCUUCUUUGUCUGUCCUGUCUCUACAGCAUUGCUGCAGAUGUUUGCAUUCAUAGCAUCAAGAUGAAUCAAAGCAGAAAAAUAAAGAGUAUGGCCUGAAGUGCCCUAUAUGUA
Molecule: messenger RNA, 2167 nt
Organism: Rhipicephalus sanguineus (brown dog tick)
Lineage: Eukaryota; Metazoa; Arthropoda; Arachnida; Ixodida; Ixodidae
Product: glutamine amidotransferase-like class 1 domain-containing protein 1
Exons: 7
Coding region: 163-843 (226 amino acids)
Source: RefSeq, a predicted model, not a curated record